This is a messenger RNA of Penicillium argentinense, 456 nucleotides long. Its product is annotated as RTA-like protein. Bases 1 to 456 code for a protein of 151 amino acids. NCBI's taxonomy places the organism in Eukaryota, Fungi, Ascomycota, Eurotiomycetes, Eurotiales, Aspergillaceae. The transcript has a single exon. Gene Ontology annotation, cellular component: membrane. The record is from RefSeq and is a predicted model, not a curated record.
AUGGAUAUGGGCUCGAACAUUGUGAUCGGUGGCUUGGUUGUCCAACUUCUCUUCUUCGGGUUCUUCGUCUUCGUUUCAGCCUUGCUGCACUGGCGAAUGAAGAAGCAGCCACAGUAUAUCCAUGUGUCGGAAAUUACGGCAUCGAAUUAUUCACGAACACACAUGGGUUGGGAGUCUAUCAUGUGGGCUCUCUAUGCGGCCUGUUUACUGAUUUUAGUGCGGUCGGUAUUCCGAGUCGUGGAAUUCAUUGAGGGAAACGACGGAUUCAUUAUGCGCAAAGAAUACCUUCUUUACAUUUUCGACGCAUGUCUCAUGGCACUAAGUGGUAUUGUGCUUUUUCUCGUCUAUCCGGGCACCUUCUUGUCCAAGGAUGCUUCGAAGAGGGAUAGCGAGCUCCGGCUUACAUCCAUUGAGGAAGGGUUCACUCACACAGACCCCAAGCGCGGAUAUCCGUAA